Messenger RNA from Aspergillus oryzae RIB40, 1356 nucleotides. Its product is annotated as trans-hexaprenyltranstransferase. Gene Ontology annotation, biological process: ubiquinone biosynthetic process; isoprenoid biosynthetic process. Gene Ontology annotation, molecular function: prenyltransferase activity. Bases 1 to 1356 code for a protein of 451 amino acids. The record is from RefSeq and is a predicted model, not a curated record. Gene Ontology annotation, cellular component: transferase complex. The transcript is spliced from 2 exons. Lineage: Eukaryota; Fungi; Ascomycota; Eurotiomycetes; Eurotiales; Aspergillaceae.
AUGAAAGCUCGAGCGGUCCCGGCCUCUGGUCUCGUCCUUCCAUCACGAGUCACGCCCGCGACAUCAAUAUGCUGGCAAUGCCUCCGCAAUGAUCUUAUUUCGAUCCAAAUCAACUCGCAGACACGAGCAUAUCAUCCUACCCGCCGGAAAUUCGCUUCUCCGUUUGGCGCCGCCGUCACCGCCGCCCAGACUCUCUUAAAAGGACUCCCAAAAGCUCCCCCAGGGAUUUCAGUAGAUCCCUUGAGGAUCGUGGGCAAGGAACUCAAGUUUUUGACGAAGAAUAUUCGCCAAUUGCUGGGAUCAGGCCACCCUACGCUGGAUAAGGUAGCCAAAUAUUACACCAAGAGCGAGGGCAAGCACAUGCGUCCGCUUCUGGUGUUGCUUAUGUCCCAAGCAACUGCGUUGACUCCUCGGCACGGUCGAUGGAGCUCUUCACCGUCCUAUACUGUUAACGAUCCUAUCAGCUCCCCGUCUGUCCUUGCGGAUACCAAUCCUGAUUUAAAUCCGCUUGUAUCCUCUUCCGCGGAAGCCAAGUACGACUUCGCUGGCGACGAAAAUAUCCUGCCCACUCAAAGACGACUCGCCGAGAUCACAGAACUAAUUCAUACCGCAUCAUUAUUGCACGACGAUGUCAUUGAUAAUGCUGUAACUCGCCGGUCAUCCAGCUCUGCUAAUCUUCAAUUCGGAAACAAGAUGGCCGUGCUAGCGGGCGACUUCCUGUUGGGGCGUGCAUCCGUUGCUCUGGCACGUCUAAGGGACCCUGAAGUCACCGAACUGCUGGCCACCGUUAUUGCCAAUUUAGUGGAGGGAGAGUUCAUGCAACUGAAGAAUACCGCCUCCGACGAAAAGAACCCCGUCUUCACGGAUGAAACCAUCUCUUACUACCUGCAGAAAACAUACCUCAAGACUGCUAGCUUGAUAAGUAAAUCGUGCCGUGCGGCUGCGCUCCUUGGAGAUAGCACUCCCCAGGUUGUCGAGGCUGCGUAUGCCUAUGGACGCAACCUGGGACUGGCAUUUCAGCUAGUGGAUGACAUGCUGGACUACACCGUUAGUGAUGCUGAGUUAGGCAAGCCGUCAGGGGCGGACUUGGAGCUGGGUCUGGCGACUGCCCCGCUCCUGUUCGCUUGGAAGCAGAACCCUGAGCUGGGACCGCUGGUUGGUCGGAAGUUCAGUCGGGAAGGCGAUGUGCAACGGGCCCGCGAACUUGUUUAUCAGAGUAACGGUGUCGAAAAGACUCGUGUGCUAGCCCAAGAAUAUGCUGAUAAGGCCAAGGCCGCUAUUAGCAGCUUUCCCGACAGUGAAGCCAAGGAUGGCCUCCUUCAAAUGUGUGAAAAGACGAUGAAUCGGAGGAAGUAG